UUCUUCCUCAUGCCCGUGAAGGAUGAAGGGGACCCAGAUUAUCGACAACGCGAAGAAAAAGACGGAAUGACCCCCGCGGAGAGAAAAACUGUCAAUGAAUUUUUGAAAAAACACGGUUUGGAUAAGAAAGAAGCAAAUAAAAAACAAAAAACGGGGGCGAUAAUUCGCCUUUCACCACGUUUAAAAAGUUUUUUGCGAAAAAAAUUUGACUUUCCGCCUGCACUUAAUGAUUAUUUGGAUUAUAGCAAAACUGAUUCCGAGGGAGAUAGCAAUUAUUAUUACCGACUUGAUGGCGAACAUGGAUUAGAGCAAGAAAAACCGAAAAAGUGUAAAAGUUGUGGAGAACUAACUUUGGAGGAAGAGGGUCCAACAGUUGGUAAAGAAUUUGGUCAAGACUCAAAAGUUAUUGGUUAUUUCCACCCCAAUUGUGCCAAAAAAUAUUUUGUGGACAAAGAACAAACAAGCGAAAAUAAUAUUCGGAUAAAAGAAAAAUUGCUUCGUAAUUUAGAUAAAAUAUCUCUUAACCCCAUUGGCUAUUUGGCUAAUGCUGAGAUAGUAAAAGGUGAUAUCGAAAAAGAUUAUUACAAAGGUGAUGCUAAUUCAGAAUCAAUAAAUGCCAAAAUCCACAAAGUAGAAAUUGAGGGUGAGGAAAUGGAUUUAGUAAAGUUGGAGUGA
Messenger RNA from Ambispora gerdemannii, 675 nucleotides. Lineage: Eukaryota; Fungi; Glomeromycota; Glomeromycetes; Archaeosporales; Ambisporaceae. The record is from the annotation of a GenBank genome assembly.